AUUGUGAAUCGUGCUGCAUUAUUGCCAUAUGAUUUUCUUUUACCAUAUCAUGCAGCCUCAGUGUGAGCCAAACCUGAUCAGCUAGAGAUCUGAUCUGUCAACUGAUUGCAGGGUGGCUAAAGACAGAAACGAUGUGUGGCGACUGAGUGGAGGGCAGUAGAUAUGGCACCCUCGGUGGUUCUGUCGGCUCUGAAAGCACACUGCUGAGGGUCCAGGCUGACAGGGCUGACCUAGUUUCUCAAACCACUUUGUUGGUAUUCAGGACAUCUUAUGGUGCGGUGGUUCCACUUGGCGGCAUGUGCAGCCGGGGGAAAGGAUGGUUUCAGUCACUCAGAAGAGCAGAAGCUGCAUGCUGCUGCUCCUCUCGCUCACCCCAUCAAUCUUCCCCUCUCUGCCCGUCGCCAUCCUCCCUGCUCUCACCAUCUCCGUCUGCCCCGUUCUUUCAUUAUCUGUCCCGACAGCUCCUGCUGGCAGCACAAACAUGUCAACCAUUUCUAAUGCUUCCACCACUCCUGCCGUCCUAAAGCUGAUCACCUCCACCGUCAACCUGACGUCUUUGUCAGGAGCCUCGAUUACACCUCCCUCAAAAUCCAUGUCAGCUACCUCUACGACGUCACUCUCCGACCAAACAUCCACAAGAGUCCUCCUCACAUCCUCACCCACAGCUAGGGGAGAACAAAUGACCCCUAAUAUCUCAAGAUAUCUACCUCACCCCUUCAAAUAUCCACCAUCAUCCCUUGGACCCCCUCUGCAUGAAAACCUUCUAUGCUAUUUGUCCAACAUGACUCCGUGUCCUUCCUCCAACUCAUCUUUACUUCUGAAAUCUUCCCCUCUUCCUCAAACUGCUUCACCCAAGCUUUCCUCUCCUGUUUCAAGCGCAACCUCCUCCACAACUUUCUUACCUUUAACCUCUCAAACAUCACCGGCUCUUCUUGUAAAAGCUUCACCCGUCCCUCUCCCUAAGACCUCGACAUCUCCUCCUGAAGCAGCAAACCCUCGUCAGCCCAGGACACUCCCGCCUCCCCCUCUUCCCCACACCACAAGUCCACUGUUCGAGCACCAACCUUUCAUUGUCACCUGGAACAUCCCCGACCUGGUGUGUAAGAGAUACAACAUCUCGCUGGACACCUCGCCCUUUAAAGGAGUGGCCACGCCUGCUAAGGUCCCGGGCCAGUUCCUGUCUCUGUUCUACACAGACCGACUGGGUCUUUACCCACACGUUGACCUCACUAGCAGGACACACUUCAAUGGUGGCAUCCCUCAGAGAGGUAACCUGAAAGCCAGUAUGAACAAGGCCAGAGCAGAUAUUAACUACUACAUCCCGUCAAAGACAAGCCGGGGCUUGGCUGUGAUAGACUGGGAGGAAUGGCGCCCCCUGUGGGACAGGAACUGGGGCACAAAGAGAAUCUAUCAGACUUUAUCUGUGGCCCAUGUUAUGCACACAAACCGCUCCCUCACAGUGCAGCAGGCCAUACAGAAAGCCAAACAACAGUUCCAGGAGGCGGCCAGGAGUUACAUGUCAGGGAUCUUGGCAGUCGGCAGAGCUAUGAGACCCAACUAUCUCUGGGGCUUCUACUUGUUUCCUAACUGCUAUAAUUAUGGCUGGGAGAGGCCACACUACACAGGCCGGUGCUCCAAGGAGGUGAGGAGGCAGAAUGAUGAGCUGCUCUGGCUGUGGGAGUCCAGCACUGCCCUCUUCCCCUCUGUCUACCUGCAGGUCUCGCUAGCAGACAAUCCCAGAGCCGCCAUGAUGGUGAGAAAUCGUGUGCAGGAAGCUUUGAGAGUAUCUGCCCUGCCCAGGCGGAGCGAUACCGCCGUUGCCGCACCCGUGUUUGCUUACACCCGACCCGUCUUUGUCGACCAGAACAGGCGCUUCCUCAGCCAGGGAGACUUGGUCAGCACCAUCGGCGAGAGUGCAGCAGCGGGAGCGUCGGGCGCUGUGCUGUGGGGGGCCAGUGCUGACUACGAUGACCAGACUUCUUGUGAAGCCCUCUCAUCCUACCUCUCCUCCACCCUCAACCCUUACAUCACCAAUGUCACCGCAGCCGCCCUGCUCUGCGGCAACUUCCUGUGUCGAGGGAAUGGCCGCUGUGUCAGAAAAAACUACAACUCCAAUCACUACCUCCACCUAAACCCGGAGAAUUUCAGGAUCCUGCAUGUUCAGAAGCGCCACCUUGUCCUCGGGAGACCCACCUUAGCGGACCUGAAAGCUCUGAGCCGGAGGUUUACCUGUCAGUGCUACAAAGGACUGAGCUGCUCUCCCAGGACCUACCGAGAGCUGGCCAAGGCCCUGAUGUUCAGUGUGAAGCAGGGGCUGUACCACAAGGCUAACGCUCUGAAUAAAGCCACGGUGGACCAUGCACUGCAAGACAGUAUCACAAAGGACAACGUUAAAAAGAGCUUGAAAGUUUAGCUUGUAAUCACAAUGCUACCUGGGGACGACCCGGUCCUGUCGCGAUCGAGUGCUGCACGCUUUGCAUGUUUAGUCCACAACAUGAUUUGCAUAUGUAGUGACUGAUGUUCAACGCCUGCAGGCUUUGCUCAACUGGAGCACAAAACCAGAAUGCUGUCACAACUCAUCCUUACCUUACCUGAAGCUAUUUGUUUAGUCAAGGAGUUCAACGGCCCUUUAAUGAUACUCUUGUUUUUGUCUUAGCUUUCUACUUAAGAGAUUUUCUGAAAGACUUCAGGGAUACCAUCAAACUUUUCAUCAUCAUUUCACCCUAUUGUUUUUUUUAUUUUUAUUUAUGUUAUUACCUCUCAUCACAAAUACAUUGUGUUCAUUAAAAUGUGUUAGUGACUGAUCAUCAGGAAGUUUUUAAAGGACACAUGGUUACGUAUUAGCAUGUCUACAGUCUUUGUAUGAGCAGGGAUUUGCUGAAUCUCAAAUCAGUCUUAAAAACAUGUACUGGAGUAGAUCACUGGUGACAAUACUAGUCCCAGUGGGUAUUUGUAUAUGAUUUGACUCUAUAUGUAAAUAAAUGAAAGAGACUGGGAGCAACAGUGUUGUUGGCUC
Acanthopagrus latus (yellowfin seabream) is the source of this 3016-nucleotide messenger RNA. Its product is annotated as hyaluronidase-1-like. Gene Ontology annotation, biological process: carbohydrate metabolic process; hyaluronan catabolic process. Gene Ontology annotation, cellular component: acrosomal vesicle. Lineage: Eukaryota; Metazoa; Chordata; Actinopteri; Spariformes; Sparidae. The transcript is spliced from 10 exons. Bases 317 to 2413 code for a protein of 698 amino acids. Gene Ontology annotation, molecular function: hyalurononglucosaminidase activity. The record is from RefSeq and is a predicted model, not a curated record.